UUGAGCUUCACGGCGCUUUGACUGGCCCAACACUCAUUGGAUGAGCUUGAGGGGAGAACAGCCUUCAAACAUAGACGUGCAUCACAUUAAACCCGCACCUUUCGUUUUAUUUUGUCAAAUUAAAAAGUCGAGUUUUGUAGAUGCAAAUGUGAGCGUGGUUUUUACUUUGAUUUCACUUUUUGUUGUGACAUCGCGCGCAUACUGAAUCAAAUCUACACCCAGAUUUUGCCCAUCUUCUCCAGUCGGGACAAGAGCAAGGAGAAGAGGACAUGUUCAACAGUUUUUAAUUAAAGAAGCCUCAAUACUCAUUAACAAAGUUUCCAAGAAAUUCACAGGCGCACCAGGAAAGGGAAAGAUUUCCUCUUUGCGAAUCCCGUUUCCUCAGCACAUUCGGAGAAAGAGGGGAGCUUGAGAAAUCAUGCUGGUUUCUGUGGAGAGGGUCACGAUACUAAAGUUUCGCUCCUGUAAGUUGGAUGAGUCGGUUUGAGCUGUAAAAAUCAACGUGUUUUCUCUGAGAGAACAGGAGUUUGUCGCCGCAUUCACGAGACACUGAUUUUAAUUUUUGGAGGAAGGCUAGGAUUGCAGAGGGAUUAUAACACCAAAUGACGACCUGAUCUGUGAAUCUUAGUCCUUCCCAUCCAUUUUGAGAAUGGAAGUGUUCCUGAUGGGGCCGCUGAGGCUCACUCUUCUAGUUCUGCUGAGCGGUGUGUCAUUUGGAGUGGUUGAACUGGAGCCCCUCGCUCAAAACCAGCCUCAGUCUCUCAGUUCCCAUCCACCUCAACAGAACAUCACCCUGGCAGUCAUCCUGCCUCUACACAACACUGAGUACCCCUGGGCAUGGCCCCGGGUCGGCCCUGCCUUGCACUGGGCCCUGGACAAGGUGAACUCUGACCCCAACCUGCUGCCAGGCUACCAUCUACAACUGGUUUUCAACAGCAGCGAAAACAAGGAAGGAGUGUGUUCGGAUUCAGUGGCUCCUCUCGUGGCCGUGGACCUGAAGUUUUCAUAUAACCCCUGGGCUUUCAUCGGGCCGGGAUGUGACUACUCGUCCUCACCGGUGGCCCGUUUCACCACACAUUGGGAGGUUCCGAUGAUCACGGGUGGAGCGAGAGCACUAGGUUUCAAUUUGUACUCAUCCAUCACCAACAUCGGCCCCACGCACAAGAAGCUGGGCGAGUUUGUGGUCAGGAUGCACCGGCAUUUCGGGUGGCACAAACACGCCCUGCUCAUGUUUAGCGAUAAUAAGAACGACGACCGGCCGUGCUACUUUGCCGUGGAGGGGCCGUACACACAGAUGCGCGAGGACAACAUCACGGCAGAUGACAUGGUGUUUAAUGAGGAUGAUGAACCCGUCCGUUAUGAAGUGCUUCUCCGGGACAUCAGCCAGAAAGCCCGUGUGGUGUAUGUCUGCUGCAAGUGGGACACGUUUCGCAAGCUGAUGGUGGAGUUCUUGAGGUUGGGUUUUCCUCAGGAGGAGUACGCCUUCUUCUUCAUCGAUCUGUUUGGAUACAGCCUGCAGAGCCAACCUGCCAAACCAUGGGCACGUGGAGAUGCUGAUGACAAUGUGGCCAAGAAGGCAUUUAAAAGCGUGAAGAUCCUGACCUACAGAGAGCCUCAGAACCCCGAGUACAAGGACUUUGUGUCCAAACUGAAGACAGAUGCCAUGGACAUGUUUAACUUCAGUGUGGAAGAUUCUCUGAUGAAUCUGAUUUCUGGCUCAUUCCACGAUGGAGUCAUGCUGUAUUCUCAUGCCCUAAAUGAGACUCUGGAUCGGUCGGGUGCGAGGCCCCCAGGGGACGUUAUCAAUAAGAGGAUGUGGAAUCGCACAUACCAUGGGGUUACUGGACUCGUUCAGCUGGAUGAGAAUGGCGAUCGGGAGAUUGACUUUGCUCUAUGGGACAUGACCGACACAGAUACUGGAGUUUAUCAGAUUGUGUCCGUGUAUAAUGGCAGUCAGAAGCGGAUGAUUCCGGAGCCAGGGAUGAAGGUGUACUGGCUGAAGGGAAGUCCGCCUCCAGAUAUCCCACUGUGUGGCUUCAAAAACGACAACCCUGCCUGCCUGGCAAGUGAGUGCAUUUUCAUCAUCGUAACGGUCACAGUCUUCAUAUACAGGAAGCUGAAGCUGGAGAAUGAGUUGACCGCACAGCUGUGGCGUGUGCACUGGGAGGACAUCCAGAUGAGUAACAUGGAGAAGGUGCUGCGCAGAGCCUGCAGCAAACUCACCAUGUCAUUGAGAGGCUCUAACUACGGCUCACUGCUGACUAUGGAGGGAAACUUCCAGAUCUAUGCCAAGACCGGCUAUUACAAGGGAAACAUAACAGCCAUUAAGUAUGUCAACAAGAAACGCAUCGAGCUCACCAGGAAAGUGCUGUUUGAACUCAAACAUAUGCGUGAUGUACAGAAUGAACACUUGACGCGCUUUAUCGGCUCUUGUAUCGACCCACCCAACAUCUGCAUCCUUACUGAGUACUGCCCUCGAGGAAGCUUACAGGGAAUGGCGUUCCUCCACAACAGCGUCAUUGUCUCCCACGGCAACCUGAAGUCUUCCAACUGCGUGGUGGACAGUCGCUUCGUGCUGAAGAUCACCGAUUACGGCCUGGAAAGUUUCCGCAAGGAGAACAACCUGGAGGAUGUGCACACUCUCUAUGCACGCAAGCUGUGGACAGCCCCAGAGCUUCUGCUUGCCGACAACCCACCUGCAUGUGGGACACAGAAGGGUGACGUCUACAGCUUUGGCAUCAUCCUGCAGGAACUCGCCCUGCUGAAGGGCGUCUUCUACCUGGAAGGCCCUUGUCUCAGCCCUAAAGAGAUCAUAGAGCGUGUGGCGGAGGGCCGCUGGCCGUACCUGCGUCCGCUGCUGUGUCCUCAGAGCCACAGCGAUGAGUUGGGACAGCUGAUGCAGCGCUGCUGGUCAGAAGACGUCAACGAGAGGCCCGACUUCAACCAGAUUAAAGUACUGCUUCGCAAGAAUAACCGGGGAUAUGGUUCCAACAUCCUGGAUAACCUCCUGUCCCGUAUGGAGCAGUAUGCCAAUAACCUGGAGGAGCUGGUGGAGGAGAGGACACAGGCGUACCAUGAGGAGAAGCGUAAAGCUGAAGCUCUGCUCUAUCAGAUCCUCCCACACUCAGUGGCUGAGCAGCUGAAGCGAGGUGAGAUGGUGCAGGCAGAAGCCUUUGACUCGGUCACCAUCUACUUCAGUGACAUUGUGGGCUUCACCGCAUUAUCAGCCGAAAGCACACCGAUGCAGGUGGUGACGCUGCUGAAUGAUCUCUACACUUGCUUUGAUGCAAUCAUCGACAAUUUUGACGUGUACAAGGUGGAGACCAUCGGUGACGCCUACAUGGUGGUGUCGGGCCUUCCUGUGAGGAACGGGAAACUGCACGCACGCGAGAUCGCCCGCAUGUCUCUGGCUCUGCUGGAGGCCGUUCACUCAUUUAGAAUCCGCCACCGACCUGACCAGCAGCUCCGCCUACGCAUCGGCAUCCACAGCGGCCCCGUGUGUGCAGGGGUGGUUGGUUUGAAAAUGCCUCGGUAUUGUUUGUUUGGCGAUACUGUCAACACAGCUUCACGCAUGGAAUCCAAUGGAGAAGCCCUGAAGAUCCAUGUUUCAGAGGCCACACGGGCCGUCCUGCAGGAAUUCAACUGCUUCCAGCUGGAGCUCAGGGGAGAUGUGGAGAUGAAGGGAAAGGGACGGAUGAGAACGUACUGGCUGCUGGGAGAGAUCAGCUCCAAUAAUGCCUAAAAACUGACAGAGAGGAGAGAACAAAACAAAACGCAUCUAAACAAGUACUGGGACAGUGUGGGACACCGGGAUGAAAGAAGGUUUCUUCAGAAAAAGACCUGACUUAGAAAGCAAUGUUUCAAAACUGGGUCUUGUUCAUCUUUCAUUUCCCAAAAGCGUCAUGUUAUUGCUUCAUGGGAAUCUAGCUGUGACUUUUUUUGCCAAGUAAACUUGAGCAGAAUCUUUUAGACAAAUGAAAGAUGACAUAACACACCAUCAGAUCGGUGUGACCGGAUCAAGUGUUUACGGGUCUCGUAGGAGUUUUGAAUUUUGUUUUGUCGUGAUAGGUCUUCGUCCAGAUUUUUUUAAGCCUCUGGGUCUGUUUGUUGUCGUUCAUGUUAUUGGUCACACAGAGACACAGUGCUGUAGUCACUCUAGUUUUUUAACCAUCCGAAAUGUUCUCAAUUCCUCCUCUAUCUGCCAAAACUGAUCCGGUCAGCAGAGGGUUUUGAACCAUAGAUAAAGGUUACGCACAGAAGAGAAAUAAUAAUAAAUGGCAAGUAUGGUUAAGAAAGCAGAGAAAUGUGCAAUGAUGGAUUUUGUUCUCAGAUCUCAAGAGCAUUUCCCUACAGAUGUUGUAAUAGUGUUUCAGAGAAACCAGCACAGGGAUGUUCUUGUCUUCAUUUAAUAGCAGGAUUUACUUUCCCCUUAAUGUCAUCAAGAAACACCAACACUUUUAACUUCCAGAAUGUGAGAGAUUUCCAAAUGGAACUUGAUUUUAUCCAUUGGGAUUUAAUUUAGGAAUUCUGAGAUUGCACUCGGAUCCAUUCAUGUGCUUGGAUUUCUAAAAAAUUUGAGGUCAGUAAGAUUUUUUUACUGUUAUUCGGCAAGGAUGCAUUAA
Messenger RNA from Sinocyclocheilus rhinocerous, 4622 nucleotides. Its product is annotated as atrial natriuretic peptide receptor 1-like. The transcript is spliced from 21 exons. The record is from RefSeq and is a predicted model, not a curated record. The coding region runs from base 650 to 3742 and encodes 1030 amino acids. Gene Ontology annotation, molecular function: protein kinase activity; guanylate cyclase activity; peptide receptor activity. NCBI's taxonomy places the organism in Eukaryota, Metazoa, Chordata, Actinopteri, Cypriniformes, Cyprinidae. Gene Ontology annotation, biological process: intracellular signal transduction; protein phosphorylation; cGMP biosynthetic process. Gene Ontology annotation, cellular component: plasma membrane.